AUGAAGUUCGUCCUCGCCCUCACUUCUCUCUUGGGAGCCGCCAUGGCCUUUGAGUCCUCCGGCUUUAAGGAACGUUCGGCACGUUUGCGCAGCCGGGCUCCAAGGCCCGAGAAGUUCGCAAGCGUGGAGGUGCGAACUUUGGAGUACAGAACCUCGAUUGGCUCCCCUACCGAACAACGGUCCAAAGCCCUGCUCACGAGGGUGCCGGGCCUCCAACGGCGCGCCGUCCCCCAAGCGAGCGAUUUUUUCGAGUGCACAAACCCUAAACCGAGCCCCGCCACUGCUGAUUGCAAGGUUAUUGUCAACCAAAUCCUAUCGACUGACGACGAAUUUAUCAUUGCGGCCAACUCGUGUCUCGUCUACUCCUUUGGGACGUGUCAGGCCUUCUUCUGCUCCCUCUGCGAGACUCUGAGCACUACAACCACCUUUAUUGGUGGCCAACUCGAUACGGUCGAUGCAUUGUGCGUCGAGAAUGGCCAAGCCGGCACGAUUGUGGGCGAAGAUGCGCCGCAGUGGGACGCCGGCUUCACCUACGCGGGACAGGGCUUGCCAACGUUUGAUGUGUGCUGA
Messenger RNA from Chaetomium globosum CBS 148.51, 570 nucleotides. RefSeq lists its product as uncharacterized. Bases 1 to 570 code for a protein of 189 amino acids. The record is from RefSeq and is a predicted model, not a curated record. The transcript is spliced from 2 exons. Lineage: Eukaryota; Fungi; Ascomycota; Sordariomycetes; Sordariales; Chaetomiaceae.